AUGCCCACUUCGAACUCGGACAGUCGGAAGACGCCACAGCUGGGCAGCGAUGAUUUAGUCCCAUUCGACCACGUCGCUGCGGGUCAUGAUGGUGUGCGCUGUACUCAUUCCGGCGCCCUAAUCGCCAAACCGUGUACGAAGCAAGAGGUCGAAUUCUACGAGUCGAGUGCCCUCCACAAAGCCUUCGAGGAGUUCAUGCCGGGGUUCCUCGGAACUCUAUCAUCUGCCGAUCAGCAGCAACAGCUAGCGAUUGCUGCCGCGCAAGAAUCCGGCGCCGUCUUUCUUCCUGGCCCAGCCGACGCGCCCGCUGCUCCCACCCACUCCGACGGACCGGCAUCCCAACCCGAGACGGAAACGAGCACAAGGAGACCCCAUCAUGAGGCAGAACAAUUGUGGGUGCCGUCUGGAGGUAAAAAGCUUGACACUGGGCUCUCUGUUGUUCUGGAGAAUGUUGCUUGUGGGUUCCGCCGACCGAACGUGUUGGACGUGAAGCUCGGAGCGAGACUCUGGGCGGACGACGCGCCACCGGCUAAACGCAACAAGCUGGAUGCGGUGUCCAACGAAACAACGAGUGCAAGUUUGGGAUACCGCAUUGCUGGGAUGAAGGUGUGGACUGGGGAAAGCGGCGAGGCUGAUGAGGGCUCCCGUACCAAUCCAUAUGCCACAAAAUACGAAGCGGCGGAGGGUGCAAAGGGUGAAGUCGUCGAGAAAGAUGGUUUCCGUCGUUACGACAAAUGGUACGGACGAUCUUUUACUGCGGAAAAUAUCAAGCAAGGGUUUGAGACCUACCUCGCCGGUGCCAAAGCUGGCAAGGUGGAUCGCUCGAAGCUGAUUGCGGAACGACUGGCCAAAGAACUGAAAAAUAUUCAAGCGGUCCUUGAGUCUGAGGAGAGUCGAAUGUAUUCUUCAAGUGUGUUGGUGGUCUACGAAGGCGACCCGGAUGCCAUGGAACACGCGUUGGAAGAAGAGAAGAAACACCCCGAUCCAAGAAAUCAAUCGGACGAGGAAGAAGAGGACGUUGACGAUGUCGGCUUCGAAAUUUCCGAAGAAGCUUUGGAAUUAGUCGAUGUCAACCUGGGCAACGGUGUGCCACAAAAAGCCAUCAACAUCACCAUCGAUCCUCAAACGACUCAGAUGCCGGAGAUCGUUGAUGAUGACGAUGAGGAGGAUAUACCCAAGGUUCACGAUCUCCGUGUGAUCGACUUUGCGCACGCAAAAUGGACACCUGGUGAGGGUCCUGAUGAAAAUAUGUUGAUGGGCAUUCGAAAUCUGGUCAAGAUAUUCGAGGAGCUUGCUGUUUGA
Molecule: messenger RNA, 1302 nt
Organism: Penicillium argentinense
Lineage: Eukaryota; Fungi; Ascomycota; Eurotiomycetes; Eurotiales; Aspergillaceae
Product: inositol polyphosphate multikinase
Exons: 2
Coding region: 1-1302 (433 amino acids)
Biological process (GO): phosphatidylinositol phosphate biosynthetic process; inositol phosphate biosynthetic process
Cellular component (GO): nucleus; cytoplasm
Molecular function (GO): inositol hexakisphosphate kinase activity; inositol-1,4,5,6-tetrakisphosphate 3-kinase activity
Source: RefSeq, a predicted model, not a curated record